GUUCGAACGCGCGCCCACAUUAACAACAAUCAACUAUUCCAGCAGCACACCAAUAGACAACAAGAAUGUUUUGUUUCAAAUACUGCCACGCGCCAAAUUUAAAGUAGCCCACCACAGAGCCGCAUCCAACGUCCAUCCUGGGCGGCCACAAUUCAAGCCCGCGUACCACAGCAAAGCCCAAGAUCGUCUGCCACUGCCUGACUGCCAAGGCCCGUGGGCCGCUUCGGAAAGGCAAGCACGGUCCUCCAUCAGCCGCUUGACCCAGCUUCCGUCAGCUCAAUCCGGACUCAAUUAAAAAGAAAUGAGAACCGCUUGAACCAGGACUCGAACCUCCAUUCUACCUCCUGAAAGGAAGAAAACCACCCAAUAUGCUACAAGUACACAUUGGUUUACAUCUUACGACGCCCGACAUUUAUCCACCGACCUUCUGCCUCCUCUACUAUCUUUUCUCAAGAAGCCCAGAAAAUAAGCGGCAAAAAGACGCUCGCCGGUUGGAAGCACUUAGUCGAUUUUGAUUAGCACGGGAAGGAGGAAAGCUUUGAAGAAAAGUGCCCAAAAGCGGCUAUAUCAGUGUCUAUGGCGGCUGCUGAACUUUGGGCCACCGGCACGCGAAGUCCACCAAGCAGAAGCCUGUCUCCACCUAUCAAGCCCACCAUCCACAUCCGGCCCACCUAGCCAGUCAAACAUUCUGACCGCUCCGCCUCCUUCGCGUCCAACCUUCAACGCGAGCCUUCAACCAUCCGCGUCCCGCCUCGCCAAUCAACCAGCCUCAGCCACAGAAACGCCUGGGCCCAUCACGCCUCAAAUUUGGGCCGUUCGACGACCCAACACGCUCAUAUACUCUGGAACCGCCUCGGCAUCACUACAAGUCCGCUGAAGCCCGGCUCGCCUAGGCGGCCAACGAGUUCAGCCCACAACGCGCUACACGGUCCAUUGCUUGCAUCAAACGCACUCAUUAUUAAAAAAUAAGAGACCGCCUCCUGGGAGCUUCAAACCGCCGACCUCCCUUUGAGGGGCAAACAAGCUAACCAGUACACCACAAGGACGCAUUGUUGAUCAAUAAUGCAGCAGCCAAUACUUAACCGUUCAGAGUUCUCCAGCUUCUUUCAAGCUAAGUCAAUUUUACAGAGAUAUAUCUUAUGCAACGCGGUUCAUUAUUAUUAUGCUAGGCGCUCUUUAUGCUAUAUUUACACUUUAAAUAUAUUGGGCUCUAGCCACUUGCAUCUUUCUCGGAUACUCGAAGAAUCACGCCUCAUGCCUCCGGGCUAGGCUCAAAGAUUCCCGCCUCCGAGCGAUGCUCUCUCCGGAGAAUGCUUACCGCCUCCGAGCGAUGCUUCCUCUCGGGAAUGCUUCCCGUCUCCGAGCGAUGCACCCUUGAGGGAUUGAUUCAUGCCUUCCGCCUCCAGGCAAGGCUAAAAUACCGCCUCCGAGCGAUGCACCCUUCGGGGAUUGAUUCAUGCCUUCCGCCUCCGAGCAAGGCUAAAAUACCGCCUCCGAGCGAUGCACCCUUUGGGGAUUGAUUCAUGCCUUCCGCCUCUGGGCAAGGCUAAAAUACCGCCUCCAAGCGAUGCACCCUUCGGGGAUUGAUUAAUGUCUUCCGCCUCUGAGCAAGGCUGGUAAACCGCCUCAAAGCGAGGCUCCCCCCGAGGAAUGCUUCCCGCCUCCGAGCGAUAUUCCCUCUUUGGAAUGCUUUCCCGCCUCCGAGCAAUGUUCACUCUUUGGAAUGCUUCCCGCCUUUGAGCAAUUCUCCUCUAAGGAAUGCUUCCCAGGAAGCCGAGGGAGCAAUGCGCUUCUCAGGAAGCGAAGGAGCGAUGCGCUUCCCAGAAAGCCGAGGAGCGAUGCGCUUCUCUGGAAGCCGUGGAGUGAUGCGCUUCCCAAAAAGCGAAGGAGCAAAGCGCUUCUCAGGAAGCCGAGGGAGCAAUGCACUUCCCAGGAAGCGAAGGAGCGAUGCGCUUCCUAGGAAGCCGAGGAGCGACGCUUCCCAGGAAACGGAUGGAGCGAUGCGCCUCUCAGGAAGCCGAGGGAGCAAUGCGCUUCUCAGGAAGCCGUGGAGCGAUGCGCUUCCCAGGAAGCGAAGGAGCGAUGCGCUUCCCAAGAAGCGAAGGAGCAAUGCGCUUCUCAGAAAGCCGCCGAGGGAGCAAUGCGCUUCCCAGGAAGCGAAGGAGCGAUGCGCUUCCCAGGAAGCCAAUGAGCAAUGCGCUUCCAAAGAAGCCAAAGGAGCGAUACGCUUCCCAGGAAGCCGAAGAACGAUGCGCUUCCCAGGAAGCCGAGGGAGCAAUGCGCUUCUCAGGAAGCGAAGGAGUGAUGCGCUUCCCAUGAAGCCAAGGAGCAAUGCGCUUCCAAAGAAGCCAAAGGAGCGAUACGCUUCCCAGGAAGCCGAAGGAGCGAUGCGCUUCCCAGGAAGCGAAGGAGCGAUGCGCUUCUCAGGAAGCGAAGGAGCAAUGCGCUUCCCAGAAAGCCAAAGGAGAGAUGCGCUUCCCAGGAAGCGAAGAAGCAAUGCGCCUCCUAGGAAGUCAGAGACUUAAGCGCUUCCCAGAAAGCCAAUGACUAAUGCACUUCCCAGGAAGCGAAGGAACAAUGCGCUUCCCAGGAAGCGAAGGAGAAGCACACCCCAGUAAGCCGAAGAAACACUAAGACAGAGCGUCUUGAGUUAAAACUCACAAGCCGUGGGGGCCACCCUACCUAGGUCGCAAUUAUGGUCUACUAGCGCUAACAACAAUGGACUAGCGAAGGAACUUUUAACGACUUGAGAGCUUUAGUUCAAGACAUCGAAAGAUAAGCAAGGGGCAGAAGAAAUGAUCACGCAACUCGCACAAGGGGCAAACCGCAUCAUACGGAUUCGCAAGUAAGGCAAAUUAAUACACGACUAAGGCAUUA
Messenger RNA from Linum trigynum, 2877 nucleotides. Lineage: Eukaryota; Viridiplantae; Streptophyta; Magnoliopsida; Malpighiales; Linaceae. The record is from the annotation of a GenBank genome assembly.